This is a messenger RNA of Equus caballus (horse), 829 nucleotides long. NCBI's taxonomy places the organism in Eukaryota, Metazoa, Chordata, Mammalia, Perissodactyla, Equidae. The record is from RefSeq and is a predicted model, not a curated record.
AAACUCUUGAAUUUUAUUUUUACUUCUUUUUGCAGCCAAGAGAUUAAGAAAGUUAUACGCUUAAUUGUAUCAUCUUUCAUAAUCAGAAUAUUUGGAAUCUUGCUCGUCUUUGUGGACAUGUCUCUUAUCAUCGCAGAUCAAUUCAUCUCUGAUAGCAAAGUGUAUAUUCCUUUGGAAUAUCGUUCAAUUUCUUUAGCUAUUGCUUUAUUUUUUUUAAUGGAUGUUCUUCUUCGAGUAUGUGUAGAAGGGAUGCAACGAUAUUUCUCUGAUUUACUUAACUCCUUAGAUGCUGUCAUUAUUCUGCUGACUCUACUGAUUGAUAUAAUUUACAUUUUUUAUGACUUCAGUUAUUUUAAUGAUAUCCCCAGAUUGGCAAUUAUAUUUCGACCUCUACGACUUAUCAUUCUGAUGAGAGUUUUUCAUCUGGCUUACCAAAAAAGACAUCUUGAAAUACUGACCAGAAGGAUGGUUUCAGGAAACAAACGGCGAUACAGGAAAGAUGGAUUUGACUUAGACCUCACUUACAUUACUGGGCGUAUUAUUGCCAUGUCAUUCCCAUCUUCUGGAAAACACUCUUUCUAUAGGAAUCCCAUUAAGGAAGUUGUGCGGUUCCUGGACACCAAGCAUCGAAACCACUACCAAGUCUACAAUCUAUGCAGUGAAAGAUCUUACAAUCCUAAGCAUUUCCACCACAGGGUCCAUCGAGUCAUGAUUGAUGAUCACAAUGUGCCCACUCUAAAAGAGAUGCUGACUCUUUCGAAGGAAGUCAUUGAGUGGAUGGCUGAGGAUAAAAGAAACAUUGUGGUGAUUCACUGUAAAGGCGGAAAAG